ACCUAUAAUGGGCGGCCUGAUACCGUUUGUGCCGAUUCUCAAAUCUGACACUGGGACCUGACAUGACCGAGAACAAAGACAAAGGCAAUGAGGACAGCUCAAGUAGUCGUCUAUCUGUGAUCAAUACUUUAUACUGAUAGGCCGAUAUCGUUGUUGAUGAAUGCAUAAAAGUGGGUAACAUCGAGGAGCUGUUGGCAUUCGAUUACUCUCCUUGGCACUCCAGUGCUCUACUUCAGUCGUUGCCCAAGGUCCCGGGAACGUAACGAAAAAGCAAGGUUCUUCAAGAUGAAGGGUGUCCUGGCUUGCCUCCUCUUACUGACAGCUUUUAGCGUCAUUGACGGCAAAAAAAUCCUCCUUCUGCCGGUCAUGACCUCGAGCCACCUCCUGCAGUUAGGUUCAGUCGGGGAUGGGCUUUUGAAGAAGGGCCAUGAAGUCCACAUGUUGGUCCACUUGGCUCAGAAGGUCCCUAGCAACAUCCUGAAGUGGGGCGUGAAAAUCAUACGAUACAAAACAGACGUAGAUGAAAUAAAGAUGGAAACUGCUGACUUUCAGCUUACGAUGGUUAAUGCGGCUGCGGCCGGCGGCAGUACUUAUUCAAGCGUUCUCAGACUAAUUGAAAACAUAGCAAAAGAGUGCAUCAAGGUUGUUGACAACCCGGACUUGAUAGCAGCGUUAAGAAAAGAGAAAUUCGACUUCGCAGUUGUUGACGGAAGCCCCGUGUCCAAAUGCCUUUUCGUCAUUCCGUAUAGACUGGGAUUGGAAUAUGCAACUGUCACUCCGUUCAUGCCGUUCGAACAGAUAGCGAUGUCCCUCCAAGUUCCGUUUUUGACUCCAAUACAAAUCGACACUACAUUUCCAAUGGUCUCCACAUUCCGUCAGCGUCUGACAGCGACCGCUAUGUGUGGGAUAAUAUCAGCAGUAAUCGCGUGGAACUUUGAUGAAAGCGUAUUCAAAGCUACUUGUGAAAUCCCGUUUGAUUCGUUCCAUGAUUUGAUGAUGAAAACACACGUUUGGCUGAUCGACCUCGACUCUUUGGUGGACGUGCCCAAACACCAGGCCCCAAAUAUGAUCAACGUAGGCGGAAUUUCAACAAGCCCACCACUUCCCCUGGAGAAGGAUUUCAAGGCUUUUGCUGACAGCGCCACUGAGGGAUUGGUGGUCAUCACAUUCGGUGGAACCAUCGGCUUCCUUCCCGUGGAUUAUGUGAACAGGAUCGUCCAGGCCGUCGAGAAGGUCAAAUACAAGGUAGUUUUCAGGCAAAAAACGAAACCAACUGUAAAAGUGCCUGCAAACUUAAAGAUUGUUGACUGGAUGCCUCAGAAUGACUUAUUGGCUCACCCGAACACCAAAGUCUUUGUCACUCAUUGCGGCAGCAACGGCCAGCACGAGGCAGUGAACCACGGGGUCCCGAUGCUAGGGCUCCCGGUACACGGUGACCAAAUCUACAAUGCUGCAAGGUUCACUGCCAAGGGCUACGGAAGACACCUACCAGUCGCAACCGUCAGCCCAGAGGAGCUAGCAGCCGCUAUUGAGGAUAUUGCAACCAAUCCAAAGUACCGCGCCAACAUUCAGAAGGCUUCCAAGAUCUUCAAGUCCCGUCCAAUGGCACCUCGAGAGAGGGCAGCGUACUGGAUCGAACACGUUAUGGAACACGGCUCGGAUCAUCUUCAGGCUUACACGAAUCAGUUGGCCUGGUACCAGAUUCUCCUGCUGGAUGUCAUGGCUUUCAUACUCGUGGUCGUGUUGUUAGUUUGUUUCAUCAUUUACAAGUGUGUGAGGUUUACAUACAGAAGAUGCUCUGGGACAUUACGAAAGGAAAAGGUAAACUAAGGCAAAAUAAAGUCGUCCAGAAAAGUCCGUAUAGUUAUGCGAGUUAAACGUAAUGCAUGUAGCUGCUUUUCCGCCACUGAUUUCGCACAAACCAUUUUUGAUGUCGCCAGAUAUGUCAUCUACAUGUAGUGUCGUAAAGAUUCUCCAAAGCAGACAUCAUAUUCAAUCAUAUUCUCUCUGCCAGACGGACUGAAAAUGGCCGCGACCACAGAUGUUAAGUCACGUUGGGGAUAAGAUUUAAAAAACGCAUGUCGUUAGAAAAAGCCAGUGUCAACCAAUUGUUCUGAUAUAUCAUUUUAACCAUGACACAAACGUUUGGGUCCCUAGAGGCCCUCAAAGUCUUAUAGUAAUGAAAUGGGUCUGGUCGGGGCCAUUCCGAGAUAAUGGCAGUCAAUUAAAGCAGGGGCCGAACCAAGUCAUCGAUAAAUAGAGUUCGAGUCCUGCGCGAGGAGGAUGAUAGGAUGUGCACCAUUUGUAGGGUUGUCACAAAAUGAAUAACUGAGUAAUUUCUACAUAAAACAUUUUAUUCGCUUUAUAUCCUAAUGUAGAGGUAUCAUGUUAUGAUUUACUAAGCUUUUGUUACAUGUAGUUUCAAAAAUAAUGUAACAGUUGUAUUAACAAUGUAUUUCGCGUGUUGUUGAUGAUAAAUAUGAAUGAAGAACAACAUCA
Molecule: messenger RNA, 2499 nt
Organism: Lineus longissimus
Lineage: Eukaryota; Metazoa; Nemertea; Pilidiophora; Heteronemertea; Lineidae
Product: 2-hydroxyacylsphingosine 1-beta-galactosyltransferase-like
Exons: 2
Coding region: 286-1830 (514 amino acids)
Molecular function (GO): UDP-glycosyltransferase activity
Source: RefSeq, a predicted model, not a curated record